This is a messenger RNA of Penicillium cinerascens, 1968 nucleotides long. RefSeq names its product RsfS/YbeB/iojap family protein. The record is from RefSeq and is a predicted model, not a curated record. Gene Ontology annotation, biological process: mitochondrial proton-transporting ATP synthase complex assembly; mRNA stabilization; mitochondrial gene expression. Bases 1 to 1968 code for a protein of 655 amino acids. The transcript has a single exon. Lineage: Eukaryota; Fungi; Ascomycota; Eurotiomycetes; Eurotiales; Aspergillaceae. Gene Ontology annotation, cellular component: mitochondrion.
AUGCCGCGAUAUACCUCUGCCCUUCGACCUGCUUUCAACUCGCGAACUUUCUCUGCGAUAGGCCCGUUGCGGUCUGAUCGUCCCCCUAUCUCGCAACACCCUGAGGUCAAUGAGUCGCCUGCGGAGGAAAGGUCUGCUGAGAUGGAGAAAAAUACGACAGCAUCAUCUCACGUGCCCUGGUAUCUUCAGGAAGAACCACUCGCUACCGAAACUCGCUCGGUCUCUGGAGAUCACAUCCCGGAGAUACCGGAAAACUCACCGGAAAUGCUCACCACCCUCCUCGACUAUACAUACAAGGAUCUUGGCCUGGAUAGUCUGAAGCUUUACGACUUACGUGGUCUCGACAUUCCUGCCGCUCUGGGAGCCAAUGUCAUCAUGAUCAUUGGCACAGCGCGCAGUGUGAAACAUUUGAAUGUUUCCGCUGAUCGCCUUUGCCGGUGGUUACGAAGCAAAUACAAGCUCACUCCCUACGCGGACGGUUUAUUGGGACGCAACGAGCUGAAGAUCAAGCUUCGUCGCAAAGCCAAGCGCGCGCGUGCUGCCAGCGCUGCCGGCGCGUUCAUCGACGAGAAAGACGAUGGGAUUACCACCGGCUGGAUUUGCGUGAAUACGGGUGUGGUAGACAAGGAUACUCCGAAGGCCGAGCUCAGCGAACUGGGUUUCGAAGGAUUUGGUCAAGUCGACGCCGGCACCAGCGUCGUGGUCCAGAUCUUCACGGAAGAGAAGCGGGCCGAUGUCGAUCUCGAGGGUCUCUGGCAGAAGACUAUGGAGCGGGCCGAAAAGAAAAGACUUCAAGAUGAACAGAAUAAUUCCGUUGCUGCUUCUCGAUCUCCGGCAACCAGCGAUUCUCCUUUUGGUCCGGGAGGUCAGAAGCGGCGCCUUCAUUCUGCUCGACAUGAUGCGAAGCACAGCACCAAUUCCAGCGGACUGAGCUUAUCAGAUGCCUUGGCUGCUACAUCCGCUACUCAGAAGGCACGUGGCAAGGGUCUGAGUACAGAAACUCUAGUUAAAUUGCUGGUCGGGCUCUCUCAUGAGAGCGCACGGAGUGAACUGGGAACUGGCCCCGAGGAUCAAAACUCCACACUUUUUCUGCAGCUCCUGUAUGCCAGUCUGCCACCGAGCAUGGCUGAACCGGCGAUUUCCCAUCUGCGUUUGAAUCUGUUUUCAAUCGCGGUUUCUCGGCAACAUCCCGCGUAUAGCAAGGAAGCACUUUUCAGCUCGUUCUCCGACCUUUUGAACGAUGGCCAUGACCUUCCAGACGAACUCGCCUUUGAGAUUCUUGCCGCUCUUCUGACUCCAAGAGUAGAGAACGUUCAGCGACCUGCGCCGUACCUCCCAGAAUCGGACAUGGAGCUGGCUUUGCAGGUUCUGGAUCGUCUGAGUCUUCGCGGCGUCCCGAUUCUCAAUUACAAAUUGUUCAACAUGCUUUACCAAGUCGUUGACAUCCCUACUCUGCCGUCUUCAGAACCAUCCCCCGAUGAGUCCGUUCCACGAUCGGCGAAUGUUAAACGGUGGUCUCAAUCUCAGCGACAGAAGCUGGACCGGCUAUCGAAGAUUGUUGCGGCCGCGGACGUUCCCUUUGAUGCACCUGAAGCUCGUAAGCUCAUGGUGACCCAGUUUCGAUGCGAGGAUUACGACGGAUUCUGGCGCCUGUGGCGACAAUUACCUCUGAAAGGGGCUCAACGGACACGAGAGGACUAUGUCCAGCUAUUCCAGCUGCACGCGGAUUUGGGCGAGGAGCGACAGGCGCGAGACUGCCUCUCGGCGUGGGUGCCCAUGAUGGCCCGGGAACAAAGCCCGAUUGUACUUCAAGGGCCCCUUGUGAACUCGUUGAUGCACUGCCUCCUGGUGGCAGACCCUGACAUUCACAACCGCGCAGAGGACGCCUCUCCAAGCUAUUUUGCGGAGGUUUGGACUCGAUGCCAGAGCGCGCUGGCGCAGGAGGCGGCACAUGAUGACGCCUGGUAA